CGCUGGAUUCGCUCGAUGGAGGCUCCCAGCAAUCUCAAAGUGGUGAAGAUGACGGACGGGCACUUUCUGCGUACCUUGGAGGCGUGCAUCAGGAUCGGCAUACCCGUGUUGAUGGAAGACGUGGGGGAUACGCUAGACCCGGCACUGGAACCUGUGUUGUUGAAACAGACCUUUAUACAGGGUGGCCGGUUGUUGAUUCGGCUGGGAGACAGCGACAUCGACUACGACAAAAACUUCAAGUUCUACAUGACCUCCAAGAUGUCCAACCCUCACUACCUGCCAGAGGUCUGCAUCAAAGUCACCAUCAUCAACUUCACAGUCACCAGGAAAGGACUGGAGGAUCAGAUCCUCAGGUAACAG
Messenger RNA from Aplysia californica (California sea hare), 360 nucleotides. RefSeq names its product dynein heavy chain 6, axonemal-like. The coding region runs from base 16 to 357 and encodes 113 amino acids. Gene Ontology annotation, biological process: microtubule-based movement. The record is from RefSeq and is a predicted model, not a curated record. The transcript is spliced from 2 exons. Lineage: Eukaryota; Metazoa; Mollusca; Gastropoda; Aplysiida; Aplysiidae. Gene Ontology annotation, cellular component: dynein complex. Gene Ontology annotation, molecular function: minus-end-directed microtubule motor activity; dynein light intermediate chain binding; dynein intermediate chain binding.